This is a messenger RNA of Cololabis saira (Pacific saury), 1867 nucleotides long. It is a transcript of the gene ap4s1, whose product is annotated as adaptor related protein complex 4 subunit sigma 1. The record is from RefSeq and is a predicted model, not a curated record. Gene Ontology annotation, biological process: vesicle-mediated transport; protein transport. Gene Ontology annotation, cellular component: intracellular membrane-bounded organelle. The transcript is spliced from 6 exons. Lineage: Eukaryota; Metazoa; Chordata; Actinopteri; Beloniformes; Belonidae. Bases 223 to 657 code for a protein of 144 amino acids.
CUGUGAGCGCGCUACACGUGAUGGCUGACUAACAUUUGUUAUUCUUCUCCGCUUUCGUUGUAAUGGAUUUAACAGGCUGUAUAUCAAUACAGGCGCAUUAUAGAGCCACAUUAGGAUGAUAGGAUGUGUAUCAGUACAAUUUAGAAGCAGGUUAUAUUGUAGUUCUUCCUGGUUUAGACUCGUUUAACAGCUGGCACGAACUAGUCGCAGGACGGCUGGAGGAUGAUAAACUUUGUGCUGAUGGUGAACCAGCAGGGUCAGACCAGACUGUCCCGGUACUACCAGCCGGUGGAGCUGAGCAGGAGAGCGGCGCUGGAGGCCGACGCCGUUCGCUACUGUCUGAGCCGCAAGAAAGAGCAGUGUUCCUUCGUCGAGUACAAGGACUUCAAGCUGGUUUAUCGGCAGUACGCUGCUCUGUACAUUGUGGUGGGGAUCUCAGACAGCGAGAACGAGCUGUCCAUCUACGAGCUGAUUCAUAACUUUGUGGAGGUUUUGGAUAAAUACUUCAGUCGGGUGAGUGAACUGGAUAUCAUGUUUAACCUGGACUCCGUUCACAUCAUCCUCGACGAAAUGAUCCAGAAUGGUCGCAUCGUGGAGACCAACAAGAGCCGCAUCCUUGCGCCGCUCACGGCCAUCGACAAGAUGUCAGACGGAUGACGCCUGCAGCACUGAUGUCACAGACUAUUUCAGUCGGACCUGGACUCGACAGGUGUCUCCAGAUGUCAGACUGAAGAGGCAUGAAACCAGUGUCAGUCCAGAAUCUAGGUGUGAAUGCUGCUGCUGUACCAAUAAACUCAGACUGGUGACUCGGGUUUGUUUGUCGGCGAGACAGCUGAAACACUUCUCCUGGUUUUGGCUGCAGCAGCUCUCCUACUUUUCUCCUGGACCAUCCUUCCACGUGCAGGGACACAUCUAAAAUGUGGAGGCACGGCCCCCCAGGACCAGGAAUAAUAAUUAUGAUUGCCCAUCCUGUUCUACCGUUUGAUAUAAAUAUUGUAGUGUUUGUAGCACCACUUGUGACCACAUGGGAGCAGUAUAUCAAAAUAAAGUUUGUGCAUCGGACUCAAAUAAGACUUGAGAAGCCUGUGACGUAACCCACACACAUGCCUGAAGUGUGUUUUUGUAGGCUUUUCUUACUGCACAGCGUCAUGUUGGUAGGAACUGGCCUGGUUCAUCUGAAACAGGACAAACUGCUGGAUCAAGCAGGUCUGGAAGCAAACUGGACACUUUCACUCAGUUGUUAGUUUAUAUCAGUUUGGAUCAAAUCUGUUCAAACAUCAUUUGACGUGUUGCUGCUGAAACCCUAGACAUAUAUAUUAUAUACAUAUAGACAUGUCUUAAUGUCCAGUUUGUUUUACUCUUGUGAAGCACAGCAUUAUUCUUAGAUGUUAUUUUCAUUGGUUGUUAGUUGCCAGUAGGUGGCAGCAUUAGACCGCUGGUUGCAUUCUAGUAGUUCUGUGUGAGCAGGUCUGUGGUCCUCCUGUGGUCAGACGUGGUAUUAAACUGCUGGUUUUAAAAUUACAUCACAAAGUUUAAAAUUUAAGUUUUAAAGGAGCUUCAGGCAGGAUUUAUUAAAAAAAUUCGUAAACGUUUUAGUUUUCUAGUAAUAAUGUCAGAUGAAGCGUUCCAAACCAAAAUGAAUGAGCCCUCUAGCGUAUCUCUCCGUUGCCUUGAACAGGCUGUUGCUGCAAAAUGUUUAAUAUGUAAGAAUACAUAUACAAAAUAAAUCGUUUGAAAAUGAAUGCAUUUAGAAUGUUUUUAUUCCAAAAUAGUUUAAACUAGGUUUAUUAAAACAUGCUUCCAUCCACAGAUGACACGACUCAGUCUUGUCUUCAUACUUUGCAAACGUUUUAAUGAUUAUUUUUGG